CUUGAAUUUCCAUGGAAAAUACUAGGAGUAGAAGCUGGAUCAAUUGCGAUAGACUUAGUAAAGAAUAUUUGGAUGGAGUAGAAAAUUUUUUAGAUCAUGCAUUUUGUGAAAAACGUGAUGGAGGAACAAUUCCAUGUCCUUGUACAGAAUGUGUGCUACACUAUGAAGUAAAUCGGGCAACGACAUAUGAUCAUCUUGUGGUUAAUGGCAUUAUACCUUCAUAUGAUACUUGGUUUUGCCAUGGGGAGUAUCUCAAUAAAUCAAAUAAGAUUGCAGAAAAUGAUGGCAGACAAGAAGCUUUAAGGGGUGGUGAUAUGAGACGAAUGAUAAACGAUGCUUUUAGAGGUAGUACCCCGUUCACAGACAAUAGCAUUGGCGAUGGAGGAGAUUUAGAGCCAAACUUAGAAGAAAAUACUCAUAAUCCAGGAGGAAAUCAACGUCAUCCAGAGAUGGAUAAGUUUGAACGACUUAUGAAAGAUGCAAAGGAGGAAUUAUACCCUGGAUGUAAGAAAUUUAGUAAACUUUCAUUUUUGCUACAUCUUUACCACAUAAAAGGGAUGUUCAGAUGGUCAAAUGAAUUUUUUAAUGCCUUUCUUGGUCUAUUGAACGAUGCAUUUCCUGAAGGAGCUAAGUUGCCUUCUUCCUUAUAUAAGACCAAAAAAAUAAUUGAAGUCUUAGGCUUGAAGUAUAAUAAGAUUCAUGCUUGUCCCAAUGAUUGCAUGCUUUUUAGGAAUCAAUUUGCUGAUAAAAAAGUAAAUGAAUGCUUAGUUUGUGGGGCUUCUAGAUGGAAAAACAAAGAUAAAAAAAUUCCAGCCAAGGUCCUAAGGUACUUUCCUCUAAAACCAAGACUGCAAAGGUUAUUCAUGUCUUCAAAAACUUCUAAACUGAUGCGAUGGCAUCAUGAAGAACGAAACAAAGAUGGAGUUUUACGACAUCCAGCAGAUUCUGAAGCUUGGAAAACUUUUGACAACAGAUAUUCAGAAUUUGCUAGUGAUCCCCGUAAUGUUCGUCUAGGAUUAGCUUCUGAUGGAUUUAAUCCGUUUGGCACGAUGCGAUCUGUUUAUAGUACAUGGCCAGUGAUUUUGAUGCCCUAUAAUCUUCCGCCAUGGUUGUGCAUGAAACAAGAGUUCUUCAUUCUGUCCAUGCUCAUUCCAGGACCGAAGGGGCCCGGAAAUAACAUUGAUGUCUUUUUGGAACCUUUAAUAGAAGAAUUGAAUGAAUUAUGGGAUACAGGGGUAGCAACCUAUGAUGCAUUUUCUAAGGAGACAUUUCAAAUGCGAGCAACUUUGAUGUGGACUAUAAAUGAUUUUCCAGCAUAUGGUAAUCUAUCUGGAUGGUGUACUCAUGGUCAAUUUGCCUGCCCUUCUUGUAACAUAGAGACUCAAUCUAGAAGGCUCAAACAUGGUAGAAAAUUUUGCUUCAUGGGCCAUCGAUGUUUCUUGAAGCUGAGUCACAAAUAUCGAAAUGAUGCAAAAUCAUUUGAUGGGACUAAAGAAUCAAGAUCUGCACCUCGUCCAUUAUCUGGGUCACUAGUUCUAAAUCAAGUUAGAGGCAUAAAGUUUACUCUCGGGCAAUCAUCUGAUGAGGUAAGCGGGGUUAGGAAAAACACAUGAAAAAAGAGGAGCAUUUUCUUCAAUCUUCCUUAUUGGGAGUAUAACUUGAUGCGUCAUAAUCUUGAUGUGAUGCACAUAGAAAAAUAUGUGUGUGAUAACUUGAUUUAUACAUUGUUGGGUCAUGGUAAAAAGUCAAAAGACAACUUAGAAGCUCGAUUAGACUUGAAGGAUAUGAAAAUAAGACCCAGCUUGUGGCCUCAGCGUCGGGCAAGUGGGAGGACAUAUCUUCCUCCUACUUAUUUUACAAUGUCUCCGGCAGAAAAGGAGUUGUUUUAUGAAGUACUAAAAAAUGCCAAGUUUCCCCAUGGCUAUGCUUCUAAUAUCGCUCAUUGCAUUCGCAAACGAAACAUAUCAGGGCUAAAAACUCACGAUUUCCAUGUUAUAAUGCAAGAACUUCUUCCUCUUGCAUUGCGACGUUCAAUAGAUAAAAAGGUGAGUUCUGUUAUAAUUGAACUAUGCACAUUCUUUCGAGUUCUUUGUGGCAAAGCGCUUAAAACAGAAGAGUUAGAAUUACUUGAAGAAAAAAUUGCCUUAACACAUUCUAAUAUGGAGAAAAUCUUCCUCCCAUCAUUCUUUACUGUUAUGGUACACUUGGUUAUUCACUUGGCAACUGAGGCUAAAAUUGCGGGGCCAGUACAUCAUCGCUGGAUGUACCCAAUUGAGAGGUAUAAAAAACAACAUUGAAUUUAUUGCAUAUAUUGAGUUAUUAAUCAUAAAAAAGUGAUAGCAUUACUAUAUUUGUUAGGUACUUGGGUAUUUUGAAAUCAUAUGUUUGUAAUCGGGCAUGCCAGAAGGUUCAAUAGCAGAAGCAUACAUCGCAAAUGAGUGUUUGACAUUUUGCGCACGAUAUUUGGAAGGUGGUGAUUCAAGGUCUUAUUGGUCGAGAGAAAGUAAUGAUGAGAUUGAGAAUCUGACUGAUAGAGAAGGAUGUCUUUUUCCUUCUGUUGGGGAGCCUUCUGGCGUGAUAGAUGUAUUUGACUUGGAUGAUAAAACAUGGUUGCAAGCACAUCGACAUGUCCUUUUCAAUUGCGAAUCAGAGGUGGUUGAGAAUUAUAAAAAUGAACAUAUUGCUAAAAUCAAGAGAUUAUAUCGUAAGCGUCGUCUUAGACCUCAUCAACUUGAGAGUUUGCAUUUUGAUACGUUUCAUGAGUGGUUCAAGGAGCAGGUGAAGGAGUUGGAGGACACAUCUAACAUCCCAAAGGAUGUUCUAUUCCUUGCAAAAGGGUCAGCUUACGUUGCAAGAAGAUUCAAUGAGUUCAAUAUAAAUAAUGGCUACCGAUUUCGAACAAAACAAUGCGAGGAGUUCAUGAAGACACAAAAUAGUGGUGUUAUGGUCGUUUCAAAGACUGAAAGUUAUGCAAGUACAAGUGACAAUGCUCCGAAGUCUGCCAAUAUCACCUAUUAUGGUCGAUUAAACGAUAUUGUGGAGUUAAAUUACUAUGAAGAAUUUAAAGUUGUCUUAUUUAAGUGUGAUUGGGUCGAUGUAACCAAAGGUAGAUGAGUUAAGGAAGAUGAAUUAGGUUUCACACUUGUGAACUUCUCACACCUUAUAGACUCUGGCAAUCGAGGAAGUGAUGAGCCUUUUAUUUUUGCAAACCAAGCUCAACAAGUAAUAUUUGUGCAAGAUCCUAAAGAUCGUGAAUGGUUUGUACCUAGGCCAAUUAAACCUCGAGACAUUUUUGAUAUGGGAGAGGAAAAUAGUAUGCAGUUUGAGUCAUCAAUGCAAAGUGAUGCCACUGACUUAAUAAUAUUAGAAAAUGUUUGUGAUACAGAAUAUGAGUGUAACGAUUGGCUAAGAAGUGAUGUUGAUGGGAUAGAAAUUGAUGUGCCACAUUCUCAAACUCCUCCAAAUAAAGGUGAAGCAGAUGUUGAUGGAGGAAAUGACAUUGAAGAUGAAAGUGAUAAUGAAUAAAAUGGGUGCUAGUUAUAAAAUAUUUAAUUCUUUUUAGUUUUAUUGAAUUACUUAUAGGGAUGUGGUAUUUAUUUGAUUUUGAACAGUGAAUAAGAUAUAAUUUUUAUUGUUAAAUAAAGUCACAUAUUAGAGAACAUGCAUAUUAGUCAACUACGAAUUAUCAUAUAUGUAUUAGUGGUUUAUCCAAUAUUUGAGUGAAUUCUCUAUGCGUGCUUUUACUUAUAUUUUGUUGAUGUUGCCUUUGGAUUUUGAGAUACUGAUAUGAUCUUAUCAUUGGAUAGUAAUUUUGUUUUCUGGUGCGUAAAUAUCUCAUAACUUGUGAAGUAUCUUUGUAGCAAGGCUUUAAGUAAUUAGUUCAAUUUUGAGGUGGACCAAUGCGAACUAGAGCUGGAAACAGAUUUGAAACUGAACAACAUGAUGAUGAAGUUGUACGACCUUAUAUGGAGCAAUUGAUGAAUGGUCAAGACUACUCUCAAGCUGAAACACAUGAUGGUCAAUCUAAUGAAUUGAGAAUAACUGACACUGAGGAGCAACAAAAUGAUGAAUCAGAUUUCUUUCCACUCGAAACCUGCAAAAAAGAAAACUGGAUUAGUGAAGAAAUAUAUCACCAUUCUCUCCUCCGAUUGGAUUUGAGUAUGAUGAUAAGACUUCCUCCACUUCCAACCAUCAGUCCUCCUCUUUAUCACACCAGCAGCAAAAAAAUGACCAGCUCUAUCCAUUAUUUCCAAAUUUACACUCUGUCCUUUCCUAUCACCAAGCCCCAUCCCAUAUCAUUUCCUCCAUAUAUGCGAACCUCGUUCUUUUACUAUGAUUUUUUAGUUGUUGAUAAAGAAAUGAUAGUUGCUGGUGUUAAGCGUCAGUUUUUGAAAGU
Messenger RNA from Lycium barbarum (goji berry), 4396 nucleotides. RefSeq lists its product as uncharacterized. Lineage: Eukaryota; Viridiplantae; Streptophyta; Magnoliopsida; Solanales; Solanaceae. The record is from RefSeq and is a predicted model, not a curated record. The coding region runs from base 12 to 1613 and encodes 533 amino acids. The transcript has 4 exons.